This is a messenger RNA of Pyricularia oryzae 70-15, 2271 nucleotides long. RefSeq lists its product as uncharacterized. Gene Ontology annotation, biological process: RNA polymerase II preinitiation complex assembly; transcription initiation at RNA polymerase II promoter. Gene Ontology annotation, cellular component: transcription factor TFIID complex. The transcript has a single exon. Gene Ontology annotation, molecular function: RNA polymerase II general transcription initiation factor activity. Lineage: Eukaryota; Fungi; Ascomycota; Sordariomycetes; Magnaporthales; Pyriculariaceae. Bases 379 to 1989 code for a protein of 536 amino acids. The record is from RefSeq and is a predicted model, not a curated record.
GACGACCAAAUCUGCGUCAUACCAUGCUGCAUCUGCAAGUCUCAACCUUAACAUAUCGACAUUUUCGCAAACCCAGCUACACUGAACGCGACUCACCUGGUCAACGACGCAAAUACCGGAAAGGCAAAUGAGCGCAUAUGCAGUAGCAUCGAACCUCUAGAUCGAAAGCCGCUCAUGUUGGAGUAUAAAAUAAGGCAGUCGCUUCCACCCUGAGGUGACUCCUUGCGACAAGCUCUUCUCAUCUUUCCCAUCGACUUGUUGCCGUACUGCAAAACACCGUACGCAAACAAUAGAAAAUCAUACCAUCAGACGCAAUCGAGCAAUCAAGGCCUCUUGAUUCACAUCUGAAGACCUGCAUCCAACUUGACCACAACCGCAAUGGAUCAACCUUCGCAGACUCCCGUGCCGGCUAAGCCAAAGCUGAAGCUCAAAGUGAGCAGCUCAUCGGGCAUUCCGACUAUCAGUUCUGCUACCACUCCGGCUUCUAAUAAUGGCAACUUUGCAACUCCCACCGUGAACGACUCGCCCGUUACUGCGAGCAAAUCCAAAAUCAAAUUCAAGGUCGGCACCAAGUCUCAACCGGCGACCCCAGCUACCGAGAUCAGCCAACCAACCUAUCCCUCAAACAAGCCAGCUGCUCCCACAUCGGCGCCGAAGAUCCCUGUGAAGACCAAGGCUGGCCGCGUCACCAAACCGAGCGCAAAGAAGCGGGCUAAGGACGACGCUCUUAGUGACGAUGAAGUCGCCCUCCCGCAAUCAGUGAAGCGCAUCAAGCUCAACCCAAAAACCCCCACGUCGCCCGCCGUGAAGGUCAAAGUCAAGAACAAGGGCCACGUCCCUGUACGUCCCAACGGAGAUGGUUACGACUCUGAGCUCGAGGACCGCGAGGUCGACCCCGUCGUGGAAGAGCAAUGUAUCCUGCGGUACGAAGGUGGCGUCGAGGAGGAUCUCGAAUACCUCUCACAGAUGAUUGAGCAGGGCCGCAUUGGCCCACCUACCGCAGCCAAUUUGAACAACAAAGAUAAAUCUGCCGCACAGUUUGGACUGAAGUGGCUUCCGGGGACGGAUAACAGGCGCGCAGUCGUGCGUAUCCGCAGCAACAUUUACGCCGCCGUGCUAUUGGAUCUCCCAACCAUCACGGAAAGCAUGAAGAGCUUCAAUAAGAAGGAUUUUAUGAAGUCGGCAGACAUCUGUCAGAUGUUGCUGAUCUAUAAAAAAGUCAAGGACGAGGCCGAGGCCAAAACGGCGCCGCUGCCGGCUAUUACUAGGGAUAAGGAGCACAAGUGGCCGCACGGACUUACGCCGCCGCUGCACGACGUCUACAACCGUCGCUUCCGUAAACGACUGUCCAAGAAGGAGAUUGAAGACAAGGAGGCCGAACUCAGGCGUCUCCAGGCUGCCGAUGAGGCGGCGGUAUCUACUCGCUACGAGAUUGUGACCAUAGGUGAAGACGGACGACCGGAAAGUCCUGAACACGAUGACGAGCAAGACGCUGAGGGCGAGGAAGACGACGUCGACCCGAUGCUCGACCAGGGCGGAGACGAGGAUGACAAUUUGGACCUCGAAGCCGAGUUCUUUGAGGCGCUGGUCCAAGAGGAGCAGCGGGGUAUGGGUGGCGACGAAGCGCCCGAGGACGACGCCGUGGCAGAGACACCCGCCCCGACACAGACCGAAGCUGCGACGCCUGCGGAGGAAUCCGGCGACGACGAAGACGGUGAGGAUGCGGACAGUGCCGAAGAAGGCGACGAUGCCGCCGAGGCCGAGGCUGCAGAGAAGGAGGAUGAAGACGAGGAGAUUGCCAACGCUCGUGCAGCCAUCGAGCAAAUCAAGGCCAAGAUACUGUCUGUGCAGGCCCCGAUUCUCAAGGCGAGACUUCAGCAAUCACUCAAGAGCGCUGAGAAGCAGUUGGAAAGUCUGCUUGCCGAGAGGGCUGCCGCUGCCGAGGGCUCCGAAGACGAGGACGGCGGCGAUGUAUCAGAAGAGGACUAAGGGUGUGAAUAGAGACGAGGUAUUCUGCAUAUUGUUAACUAGCAAAAAGCGAGCAAACUGGACUGGGAAGGACUUCUACACGGUACAAUCAUGUUUUCAUCAACAACGCAUCGUGGAAUCAGGGUACAUACGGAGCAAAUGGUUGUAUUUGGCGGCACGGCUGUGAACACUAGAUAUGAUAGCGACUGAAUUCACUGAGGCUUGACCUCUUUACAUACCUUGGUAAGAUACAGCAAAAAAAAACCAAUAAAAAGAAACAUAAACCCAUAAGCAAACAUAGCA